AUGCAAAUCCCAACAAAAUUUUUAGUUUUUUUUAAUUUGGUUAUAUUAUUUGUAUUUUUAAAUUUUGAGCGUGUAGAGUUAAAGUUAAACAAUAUAAUAUACGACAAGAAUAAUUUUAGUAACAAUAAUUAUAAUUAUUAUGUAAACAAUAAUAAUGAUGAAAAUAGCCAAGGAAAGGAUUCUGCUGAUAAUAUAGACAUAAUAAAGAACGACGAUGUUGUAGAUAAUAAAGAGAAUGAGGAAAUGAAUAGUUUGGAUGUUUUUAAUAAGGAUGAUGAAAAUUCCCAUCACGAAGAUAACGCUCAACAUGGUGAAAAUCUCCAUAACGAAGAAAAGGAUGAUAAUGAUGAUGAUGAUGACGAUGAUGAUAAUAAUAAUAUUGAAGAAGAUCUGGAUAACGAAGAUAAGAUGUAUUUUGAAGGAAAUCCAAAGAAUCAAGAAGAUUCACUUGAUGAGGAUAACUCACAAGAUAUUGUUAAAUCGGAACAGGAUUCUUAUGAUGAUGAUUCAAAACAUUUUAGUGAUAACACUAAUGUGUACGAAACCAAUAGCAACAUAUUUGUAGAGAAUAAACAAGAUGAUGAUAAUGAAGAAAAAGACGAUGAAUAUUAUUUAAAAGUUCAAGAAGGUGAUCAUAUAACCGUUAAUAAAAAAGAAGAAGCUAGUGGUUUCGACGUAGACCAAGGUGUAAGCACCUUGUCCUUUGACACUAAUAUAAAGAAAGACGUUGAAGAUAAGAUGAACAAGGAAAUUGCUUCUGUCAAUGAAGAAGAGGAGAAUAGGCAGGUUGAGGAGAAUAAGAACAUGAAGGAAGAAGACAAAGGAGAUUUGUUAAGCACAAGUGAUGGUAAUAAUGAUAAUAAUGAUGAUAAUAAUGAUAAUAGUGAUGAUAAUAAUGAUGAUAACAAUGAUGAUAAUAAUGAUGAUAACAAUGAUGAUGAUGAAGACGAAGAUGAAGACGAAGACGAAGAUGAGGAUGAUGAUGAUGAUGAAGAUGAUGAUGAAGAGUAUCAUGUGAAUAAAGAUAAUAGAGAGAAGAAAAAUAAGAACAGUGAUAAUAUAUCAUUGUUAGGAAAGAGAAAAAUAUCACAAGAUUCUAUAAGAGAUGAAUUAUCUAGAAAUAAUGAAAAUGAUUCUAUAUAUAAUAUAGAACAAGAUGGUAAAGAAAGAAAAGAAGAUGAUUAUAGAGAACAGCAACAAAAUGGUCAUAUGAUAUCAAAUAUAAAUAAUACAUGGAAUAGUAUAUUUAAUUUAUUUAGAAAGAAUAAUUCCCGAUUUAUUAAUAAUGUAGAUUAUUUUAGAAAGGAGAUACAAAAUGAAUUUUCAUUUAGAAAUGGUUUAUAUUUUAGUCCAACCACUGUAGGUGAAUAUAAUAAAUUAGUAGAUACGAAGCGAUAUGCAUAUAUUAAAUUACCAGAAAAUACAUUAAUUUUUGUAAUAACGGCUAAUAAGUUUUUUUUUCAAGACCUUAUAUAUUCUAAUAAUAAAUAUUUAUCUGUAAAAAGAAAGUUUACAUUUGCCAUGAAUUACUUAAUUCGUAAUUUAAAGAAAAAAUUUUUCUUUAGAAAUUAUCAGUAUCAAUAUUUAUUUAAAGAUGAUUCUUUUGCUUACGAUUCUACAAGAAGAUUAUUAGAUAUGGAUUUAUUAGGAGAAUUAUCUAGAGUAACUCAGACUAUACAUCUAGGUGAUUUCGAAAAAAGAAAGGUUAGUAUGCAUAAAUUAUAUGGUGGCUGGUUUCAUUUCUUAGGUAUUAUGGUUAUUAAUGGAUAUAAUUGUAAUAUAUAUGAGAAAAAUACGAAUGUGGAAAAAGUACAAGUUAUUCCAAAACAUAUGAUACAUGAAUUUAAAGAACUAGUAAAUAAAAAACAUGAUGAUUAUCAUAGUGGAUAUGUAGUAGGUUUAUGGAGAGAUUUCCCAAGAAAUACCUUUUUGCCAUGGAGAUUUUCUGUAGAAUUAUUUUUAUGGGAUCUAUUAAAUGUCUUACCACAUGAAUUACCACACCCAGCCAAAUUAAUAAUGACUUAUAAUAAAAAUAUGAAUGCAUUAUUAUAUUCAAAUGGAAAACAAGAAGAUACUGACAUGAAGGUUGCCCAAGCGUCUGAUGUUAUGCUUAGUAAUAACAGCAUGAAAAAUAAUAACAUGAUAUAUAAUAAUAACAUGAUAAAUAAUAAUAACAUGAUAAAUAAUAAUAACAUGAUAAAUAAUAAUAACAUGAGAAACAAUAACAACAGUAGUGAUUUUCUUUAUGUACAAACGAAAAAGUUAAAAGAUAAUAAUUAUUAUAAUAUGUUAUUAAAUGUAUGGCCUGAACAAGUUAAAAACAUUGUUAGAAAACAUCCUGGUUUUGAUGUUGCUCUGGUAUUAGAAGAAGAUUAUUUGAAUAACAUAAAUAAUGAAGAUGAUUAUUAUGUUGAUAAUGAACAAAACAAUAACAUUUUUAAUUAUGAUGAUAAAAAUAAUAAUGGACAUGGUUAUAUCUUCUUAAUCUUGUUAAACAAAAACUUUUUUGUUGAUGAGUUUAUGAAAAGUUCCAAUUAUGAAGAAGCCAAAAAAAAUUACUUCUGUGAUAAAAUGAAGGAAAUUAUGGAAGAUUUGGAAAAAUUAUUGGAUGAUUUGAAGCAUAAAUAUUGUCCUGUUGACGACAACAACAAUGAUAAUAAUCAUGAUAAUAAUCAUGAUAAUGAUAAUGAUAAUCAUGAUGAUAAUCAUGAUGAUAACCAUGAUGAUAACCAUGAUGAUAACCAUGAUGAUAAUCAUGAUGAUAAUUUUCCAACUGAACGACCGGUUGCUACCUUUUACAAUUAUCUUACAGAUAAAUCGAAUUAUAAAAAAAUAAAUCCUCAUAUUCUUGGAGAAAUUGCUGGAAUUACGAAACAUCUAAGAUGUGAAGAUUAUCCUAAUAUUUCAGAUAGAUGUGUUAAUAAUAUAUCUAUACAUCAUAAAUAUGGAGGCUGGUUUGAAUUUGGUGGCGCUAUUCAUCUAAAGAACAUGAAUUAUGUUGAACCUACAUAUGAACAACAUGAUGAUAUUAUGAAAGAAACAUUUGAAGAAGUUAUAUUGGCUCAAGCAAAUUGUAAAUGUAAAAGUAUUGGAUUGUGGAGAGAUAUACCUGAAAAAGAUAUGUCUGAAUAUAGAUAUCCUUUGAAUGUUUUUGUUUUAGAAAAUCCAAAAUAUAAUGUAUUGAACUUACAAGAUAUACAUCCAUAUCUUGUUGUAGAUAUAUUAAGUAAAGGAUUGAAUGCAAUGAAAGCAUAUGCCAGUGGUAAAAUGUAUAAUAUUGUAACAUCGAAGGAAAUAUUAAAUAAUAAUGAUAAAGAAAAUAAUAUGUCGAAUGAAAAGAAUACUACCAAUGAUUACUUAAAUAAUUAUUAUAGUGAUAGUACCGAUGUUCCAGACGACGAAGAAGAAAUAGAAGAUGAAAAAGAAGGGGAAGAAGAAAAGGAAGAUGAAAAGGAAGAAGAAAAGGAAGAAGAAGAAGAGACAACUUUACAAUCUAAAGAUGUUGAUGAUAAUGGACCAAACGAUCCCUUCUACGAUGGAACAUUUAAUGUUUUAAAUAAAGAAAAUAAAGAUGUUGACGAUAAUGGACCAAACGAUCCCUUUUACGAUGGAACAUUUAAUGUUUUAAAUAAAGAAAAUAAAGAUGUUGACGAUAAUGGACCAAAUGAUCCCUUCUACGAUGGAACAUUCAACGUUUUAAAUAAAGAAAAUUUACAAACAACUUCACAAUCUAAGGAUGUUGACGAUAAUGGACCAAACGAUCCAUUUUAUGACGGAACGUUCAACGUUUUAAAUAAAGAAAAUUUACAAACAACUUCACAAUCUAAAGAUGUUGAUGAUAAUGGACCAAACGAUCCAUUUUAUGACGGAACGUUCAACGUUUUAAAUAAAGAAAAUUUACAAACAACUUCACAAUCUAAGGAUGUUGAUGAUAAUGGACCAAAUGAUCCAUUUUAUGACGGAACAUUUAACGUUUUAAAUAAAGAAAAUUUACAAACAACUUCACAAUCUAAAGAUGUUGAUGAUAAUGGACCAAACGAUCCCUUCUACGAUGGAACAUUCAACGUUUUAAAUAAUGAUAUUAAAGAGAAUGAGCAAGAUGCAGAUAUUAUAGCUCAAGGUUCAAGUGAUCAAACACAAGAAUAUAUAAAAGACGUAGAAAAUAAUGUAGAAAGAAAUAAUGAAAACAAUAAUAAAAAAAAGAAUAAUGAUAAUAAUGACGACGACGAUGAUGAUGAUGAUGAUAGUACAAAUGAAAAUGGAAAUUCAUUAAAAGGUACAAUAUCAGAUAAUCAAGUAACAAGUAAUUUUAGAGAGAAAUUAUUUAUAUUUAUAAUACUAUGUUUAAUAUCUGUAUGUCUAGCUUUAUUAGUAAGUAUUGCUAUAAAGGUAUAUGCAUCUGUUAUGAAAAAAAAAAUAGGUGAUAAGCAUGAUGUUGUUUUAUCCUUUAAAGAUAGAGAAGAAAUUCCUGUUGUUUCUGGAAUACCAGCUCCAUGGUUAAGUUCUUAA
Messenger RNA from Plasmodium reichenowi, 4509 nucleotides. RefSeq lists its product as hypothetical. The transcript has a single exon. The record is from RefSeq and is a predicted model, not a curated record. Bases 1 to 4509 code for a protein of 1502 amino acids. NCBI's taxonomy places the organism in Eukaryota, Apicomplexa, Aconoidasida, Haemosporida, Plasmodiidae.